This is a messenger RNA of Physcomitrium patens, 2141 nucleotides long. Its product is annotated as transcription factor bHLH49. Gene Ontology annotation, biological process: regulation of DNA-templated transcription. The record is from RefSeq and is a predicted model, not a curated record. Gene Ontology annotation, molecular function: protein dimerization activity; DNA-binding transcription factor activity. NCBI's taxonomy places the organism in Eukaryota, Viridiplantae, Streptophyta, Bryopsida, Funariales, Funariaceae. Gene Ontology annotation, cellular component: nucleus.
CUCUUCAAAUUUUCUACUUAACACGACUCGGUCCAGGAUCCCGCUAGUUCGUCGCAACACUCCCAGCUUAGCUCAGAGAAUCCGCGGCCUGAUCCACAGCGAAAAUUAGCUCCGAGCUCAGUUUCGUCGCCUUCGCGCAUCCCUGAACCAUGUUUCUAGACAACUCGUCUAGAUUGUGGCGAUUCGUGUUCAUGUGCAACUAAAUGGUUCUUCAUGGAUGGCGCUAGUAUAAUUGGGGAAGUUCUUCGCUUUGGCGGUGCAGCAAUGACCUCCUGCAACCAGUCCAGGAGAGCGUGAAUAGUUUGGAAUGCUGCAGUAGACUUGCAUGUCGCAUGCACUAGCUGACUUGAAGUGUGAUUCGAAUAUCGCCAGCAGCUGAAAUGGCCGAGCGAGUGAAUACUGGGUCGUUGGACCUUCGGGGAGCUGUAUCUAGCACCGCUGGGGCGAGAAGUGGGUGCGGCAUUCAGGAAGAAUGCAGUACUGUCCACCAGGACACCGUUUCAUCUAGUUCCAUGAAGCAGUCAGCUGGAUUGGGCCACGGAUCUUCGUCAGCUUCCAGGAAUCGCAAAGGAUUCUCAGCAGAACAGAGAUGCUUGAAUUCCAUCAGCAAAUGCGACGGUUGCGAGCCGUCAGCAAGCCGUGGGAAGAAGGUGAAGAAUAAGGAGCAACCUCCAAAGCAAGGUUUCAUUCAUGUUCGCGCCAGGAGAGGCCAAGCCACAAACAGCCAUAGUCUCGCUGAAAGGGCGAGGAGGGAGAAAAUCAGUAACCGGAUGAAGUUCUUACAGGCCCUUGUGCCAGGUUGCAGCGAGGUCACCGGAAAGGCAGUCAUGUUGGAAGAAAUCAUCAACUACGUGAAAUCGCUGCAGCGUCAAAUUGAGUUCCUGUCGAUGAAGCUGGCAGCUGUGGAUCCCAGGCUAGAUACCAAUGUGGAGGGUUUGCUAAAAAUGGAGCUCCACCAAGUGAGGUCCCCUGAAUCAACUUUGAUGAGUCCAGACCCAAUAGUGGGAUAUCAAGGCUUGUGUCAACCACAUUUCCACAUCCAAAAAAUCCAACAGCAGACUAACCAUUGCAACAUGGAUUUGAGAUACGUGGGAACCUUGAGCAAUGCACACUUUAGACGAGGUUCAUGGAAUGAACCACCGACUCAUGCGCCUCCCACGUGCACUGACUAUGUAUUGGAUUCUCUCACGCAGACGUUCAGGGAGUCCGAUGGAAGUCUCCAAACCCUCGUACAAAUGGUGAAUCCUCAAAUCAUGCAAAAUUUACGUGGCCAAAGUCUUCACGGAGAGCCACUAUAACCGACAUUUUCUCAAACUGAGGUAUUGAUCGUUAUGGUUUACUUUUGAACUUUAGUACGAUUCCUCCUGUGAGAGAUGUUGUUGCGCCAAGAGUUCUGGAUGAUCAAUAUACUCUUUCAGGCUGAAUUACAGGACCUGGCGUUUUUCGAAACAUGCCGCUGGAAGGUGGAAUACUGAACAUAGUGGAAAGCUGGAGGCCGGGUAGAUACGACACUCCUAGUUGAACCAGUCGAGAUCUAGGUGGCAGUUAAAUAGCGUCGUGAUCGGGCUCUGCCGUUCAACUUUUUAGUGCAUAGUUACAGCACUGAGGUCGCCGUUGGGUUUAAUGAAUUGAAAUUACAUACGGUGCACAAGCUACAAGAGAGGAUGGCGCGUACAGCUUGAAGACCCGAGAGGUCACCAAAUCCUACAUCAAGAUCUUACUGACAGACAACAAUGCCAGGGGUUCCUUCCCAUCAACCUUGCUCCCCACCGCAUGAGGUGCCAGUGGAGGUGGAAAGUACCGAAAUCAGCUUUCGACAAGAACUGAUGUGCAGCAAGUUCCAGUCAUACAAAGGUCAAUACGUUUAGAUUAGACUAGUUUUGUGCACCUGACUCAGCUCACCAGAACCUGCAACUGGUAUCGGACCAGCCGAGUUCAACUUCGAGCUCUCACUUAGUCAUACGACUACAGAGUAUUAGCAAGGAAACAGCUCCAAAACAUGGCAGUCUUCGAUUAUUAGCGACCCCACUAUUGUAUGCACGAGGCGUAUGGGUUGUAUGCACGAGGCGUAUGGGUUGUAUGCACGAGAUGCUCUUUUCCAAGUCUAUUAAUGCGAGAUCUGCCAUUUGGAAACGCCAUAA